Messenger RNA from Megalobrama amblycephala (Wuchang bream), 3738 nucleotides. Its product is annotated as palmitoleoyl-protein carboxylesterase notum1a-like. The transcript has 11 exons. Gene Ontology annotation, molecular function: hydrolase activity. NCBI's taxonomy places the organism in Eukaryota, Metazoa, Chordata, Actinopteri, Cypriniformes, Xenocyprididae. The coding region runs from base 1442 to 2884 and encodes 480 amino acids. The record is from RefSeq and is a predicted model, not a curated record.
UACUUGUAAUGAUUUUUUAAUGAUUUUCUUUUACAUUUUCUACUAAGACAAAAUGUAUAAUUACUGGUGCUUGCCAAAGGCAAAGCAUCACUAUUGUUCUCUUGCAUACCUAUUAUUAUUCUUCUGGACUACUCCUCCCGCACCGUUUGUCAUCGACUCAUGAAUGAGGUGUCAAAUCGUGCGGAUUAUUGAGGAGAGGUGUGUUAUGACAUUUAUAAACAAUUGGGUGUUUGAUAUUCGCCCAGUGGGACUUUUGACUUAUGCUAGCAAACUGGGCUUCCAACAUGCUACACUACACUAAUAAUUUUUAUAUAAAGCAUUUCAAAUUACAGUCGUGCACAAAUAAACCCGCUUUGUGUUGAAGCUUUUCCUUAUGAAGAUCUGUUUUUUUCCUGUAUAGUUUCCCAUUUCUGUUGUGCUUUAUAUUGUGUGUUUGUGUCAGUGAGGUUCUCCUCUGCACCCUUUCACCUGAAGAACAGGAGCCCCGGCGAAACGACCAGCGUCUGAACAAACAAACAGCUCCGUCUUAUCCGCCCAGACCAUCAGCAAAGGAAAUAAAACUUCAAACUCUCUCCUAACGGCCCUUUGAACAGCCGUGUUUGCCUGACCUCUCUGAGCAAAGGCAGUAUAUUGCCAAACGGAAGUCAUUUAGGGAAAUCGCUCCUUGUGGAUGUUUUUCCAGCCCAUUUAAAAACUUCUGAAUUUGUUUAGCGUUAUUUGAUGAGGAAAUCGCCUGCAGAGCACAAACACACAUACGCGUGUGUUAGAGUGACUGUGUUUCAUAUCUCACAUCACUCAGGAACUGGCAUUAAUAUUCUGUUAUUUUUACAUGGAUUUCGUCAGACUGAGAUUCUCUAUGGAGUUAAAACAGUGUUUUAUGGGGGAAUUUACAACAUAUGGUUUGUGUGUGUGUAUUUAUAUAUCUGUGCAUCUUUCUUUACAGUAAAUGACACUUGCAUUGAUAUUGUGAAGUGUAUAAAUACUUUUUAGGGCCCUGUGUGUAAAUAUAGUAUAUGCAAUUUAUAUACAAGUUAUUGUAGAAGAUAACAACAUAAUAUUGAAAAAAAGUAGUAAAUAACAACAUUCACAUACUGAAUAUGAGCAUUACACAGUUCUUCAGAUGUUCACACUAACACUCUGGAGAUCAAAGGAACACGUGUGUCACUGGGCCACACCCCUUUCGACCAGCCCUCCCUGCUGAUUGGCAGUCAGGACAGGGUCACGCCCACUUAUCCAGCCCUCUCUGCUGAUUGGCUGACAGGUCAGCAAUAAAAACCCCAAAUAAUGGGGCCACAGACACUUGCCGUCAUCUGAACGCAGGAGGAGGACAGACAGGCUGCGUUUACUCAGCUUCACCAUCCACGUUUCUUCAGUAAGUUUUCAUGAAUCUCAGCUGGAGGAAAACCCCUUGUGGAUUUACAGCCAGAUCAGAACCGUCGAGAUGAUCAGAGUUCUGCUGGUUCUGCUGCUGCUGGGGUCCGUGGAGGGCAGGAGGGUUCGGGGUCAGCGGACUCAGAGUCGCCGGACGGACACACCAGAGAGUUUUCCUCUGGAUUUCACAGCUGUGGAGGGAAACAUGGACAGUUUCAUGACUCAGGUGAAAAACUUGGCUCAAUCCCUCUAUCCCUGCUCAACUCAGAAACUGGACCAGGAGAUGAAGCUUCAGUUCUUGAGGAACUCAUCGGUCACCUGUAACGACGGCUCACCUGCUGGUUACUACAUAAAGGAGUCCCGAGGCAGCCGGCGGUGGCUGAUGUUCCUGGAGGGUGGAUGGUACUGCUUCAGCAAACACACCUGCGACAGCAGAUACGAGACCAUGAGACGGCUCAUGAGUUCCAGUAAAUGGCCUCCGACCAGGACAGGAACAGGGAUUCUGUCUCCUCAGCCGGAGGAAAAUCCACACUGGUGGAAUGCAAACAGAGUGUUUGUGCCGUACUGCUCCAGUGACGUGUGGAGCGGAUCAUCAGCAAAGACAGACCAGAAUGAUUACGCGUUCAUGGGUUCUCAGAUCAUUCAGGAGGUCAUAAAGGAGCUCGUGACUAAAGGACUCGACAGCGCUAAAGUCCUGCUGCUGGCCGGGAGCAGCGCCGGCGGGACAGGCGUCCUGUUGAACGUGGACCGUGUGUCGGAGCUGCUGAAGGAUCUGGGUCACGGCUCUGUUCAGGUCCGCGGGCUGGCAGACUCAGGCUGGUUUCUGGAUAAUAAACAGUACCGCUGCAGCGACUGCAUCGACACCAUCAGCUGCGCGCCGACCGACGCCAUCAAGAGAGGAGUCCGGUACUGGCACAGUGUGGUUCCAGAGCGCUGCAGUGAAGCCCAUGGUGGUGAGGACUGGAACUGCUUCUUUGGCUAUAAGGUUCAUCCAACACUGAAGAUGCCGGUGUUUGUGGUUCAGUGGCUGUUUGAUGAGGCUCAGCUGACAGUUGAUAACGUCCAUCUGACGGGUCAGCCGGUACAGGAGAGCCAGUGGCGAUACAUCCAGAACUUGGGCAGCGAACUCAGAAACACCCUCAAAAACGUCCCGGCCAUGUUUGCUCCCGCCUGUUUGUCCCAUGAGAUCAUCACUAGAAGUUACUGGAUGGACAUCCACGUGAAAGGUACCUCGCUUCCACGAGCGCUCCAGUGCUGGGACCGCAGCCUCCGUAACCACGGCAACGGCAGCAGCGUUCAGGCUCCGCCCAGGGGCUGCCCCCUCCACUUGAUUGACAGCUGUCCGUGGCCCCAUUGCAACCCCACGUGCCCCACGAUCAGAGAGCAGCUAACGGGGCAGGAGAUGAGCGUCGUCCAGUUCCUCACGCACCUGGGCUUCGACGUGCAGCGCAUGGCACAGCAGCAGGGCAUGGAGCCCAACAAACUACUGGGCAUGCUCAGUAACGGCACCUGACACGGAGACCACGCAAAAAGCCUCGACAUACUCAAGUCCUACUCGUGUUUUCUCAAAGGUCCGGCCCUGUUUGUGAUCAAUUAGGGUGUGCUUUUCUAUAGACUGAAUAAUAAGCAGUGCAGGAAAUGAACUGCUCCAUUAAGAGGCGAUAUUUCCCCUCUUAAAUUGACUUCUAGGGGCAUUUUGAUCUUUAUGAGGGCAGCUUUUCUAACCUUUUUAAACGUGUGCAUCCCCUUAACUGACGCUAUAGGCUGUUAUCAAAUGAAUUCAGUAUCGACUGCCACUACGAUGUAUUUACAGAGUGCAUUUACACUGCAGUUACAAUUGCAUCAAUAACGUUAUGAGAGUAAUGUAGAUUAAUGAAUACUGAAAUAUAAAACGUAAAUGUACUUUAAAAAUAUGAAACUGAAACCGCCUGUAGGUGUCUUAAUGAGUGAGUCAUUGAUUCAUUCACUCAACCAAUUCAUUCGAAACAGCUGAUUCAUUCAGGAAUGAAGCAAGUAACUUUUUUUAUGAAUGAGUCAUUGAAUCACUGACUCAACCGAUUCAUUCAAAAACGCAGGAUCAUUCAGGAACCGAACACGACCCUGGAAGUAUUUUCUUUGGCGGAAUAAAGAAAAAACGGUCAAUAUUGACAAAAUUGUGUCUAAAAUGUUUGUCACUUUUAAUAUUAACUUAGCAGCCUAUUUUUAAGUAAUUUAUUGAUUAUAUACCUUUGGAUAAAGUAUAAAAUAGUGACUAUUUCAUAUAGAAUUAUGGAAGCUUGUUUCCGCCACAAAAAAAUAAAAAAAAUUAAAAAAAGAUGACUUUUGUAAUUCGCAGUUCUGACUUUAUAACACAAUUCUGACUUUAUA